Molecule: messenger RNA, 732 nt
Organism: Solanum stenotomum
Lineage: Eukaryota; Viridiplantae; Streptophyta; Magnoliopsida; Solanales; Solanaceae
Exons: 1
Coding region: 1-732 (243 amino acids)
Source: RefSeq, a predicted model, not a curated record
AUGACAAACGAUUCAAUCACUAAGAGAGAAGAUCCUGGGGCAUUCACAAUCCCGUGCAUAAUUGGCAUGCUCCAAUUCGCUAAAGCCUUGUGCGAUUUAGGACCAAGCAUCAACUUGCUCCCCAAUGCAAUAUACAAACAACUUGGUUUGGGUGAACCAAAGGGGUCCACAAUGGAACUCCUUAUGGAUGAUCGAUCAAUCAAGCACCCAGUGGGGAUACUCUAUGACAUAUUGGUAAAAGUGGAUCGGUUCAUCUUUCCGGUUGAUUUUGUGAUUCUAGAUUGUGAAAUCGAUGAAGAAAUCCCUAUUAUUUUAGGAAAGCCAUUCUUAGCUACCGGGAGAGCAUUGGUGGAUGUUGAAAGCGGGAAAUUGAAGUUCCAUGUGAACGAUGAUGAGGUGACCUUCAAUAUAUGUAAAUCAAUGAAGCAACCAAAUAAUAUCCUUAUGGUGUCUACUGAGGAUGUGAUAGAUGAGGCAAUGUCAAGUGUGAGUCAUUUAAUGUGCAAGAAUGAACCCCUUGAAUCUGUACGUGCCAAUUAUGAUGAAUCUGAAGUUCAGGGCUCUGAGGAAGCGGUAGUUUCUUUAUCAGGAUUAGGAGCAUAUUCAAGGAAUCCAAUCAAGUUGGAUAUCGACCUGAAAAAUAGAGAAAGUCCCCCUGCAAAUCCAUCGAUAGAAGAACCAUCAAAUCUGGAGUUAAAAGCCUACCCUCUCAUCUCAUAUAUGCCUUAUUAG